AUGCGAGCAGGACUGACUUGGAACUUGCAGCUGGAGGGAGCGAAUGAUCUAACACUUGGAGAGUUCCCGUGCCGUACUCCACUGUCACCUUGCGACUCGUCUUUUUUGGAGAGAGGCAGCAUGUUCAAGAACAAGCACGUUCCGCGGAGAAGUCCUCCAAAGCCGGCACCGCCAAUCAGGAAGGUUUUCCAGAGUGUGGCCGGCCCAAUCCGCUACCUGGAAUUGCCGAAGAUGUGUCUGGGAGUGGGUUCCUUCGGAAAGGUCAUCCAAGCGGUCACUGAAGGCACGAAUCAUCCCGUUGCCAUCAAGACGUCGUUCAGCAAAAUAGACGAAGGGACGCUGCACGAGUUUGAUAUCCUGAAUGGCAUUGGACGACACCCAAACAUCAUUCAGCUAGUAGAUUUGGUAGUGGAGUUGACAUCGCACUCGUCCGAAACCCAUCUAGUUGUGAACAAAUGCCAUGGUGCUUUGUGGUCCUGGUUGGGGCGUUGCCGCCAGCCCGUUCCGGCCAACGUUCGCACGGAGAUCACCAGACAAGUCUACUCUGGUCUAGCGUUUAUCCACAGCAAGGGAUGGGUACAUAACGACCUGCAUUCCGCCAAUAUCCUUGUUAGCGGCUACAACGGUCAAGUCAGCAUCACCGACUUCGGCAUGUCUCUUCGCUUCACAGGCGACGACGGUGUUAAUAUUGUGUCCCAACACAGAGACUUGAGAUCCGUCACGUUGCAAGUGAUCCUCGAAAUGUGGCUGGGUAGAGGAACUAAAUACGUCAAGAUGGUUCGUGAUUGCGCCGUGGUGAUGCACAAUCAUGGCGUUAACAGUGAACUAAUUGGUAUGGCCCAGCACUGGCUAAUUUACCGUGCCGGCGAGGUCUUUCGCAGCGAUAAUAAUCGUAACAUCGGGUGCGAGUACCGAACUGCACUGGGCGAAUGUCCAGACCUACAGCGUGCCAUUCUGCUCAUACACUCGUACGCCUUGACGCAUGACAUCCUGAAUCGUGGUAUGGCCGUUCCGCAGGACCUGCACAGGCUGUUCCGCUAUGGCAUUUUGGCGGGACCAGAUCACAAGCUCAGCGCUACGUAUAUCUCCACACAGCUAGACAAUAGCUUGAGCGAGGGUUACCGCCAACAGGCGCAGAGUGAUAUCUGCAGCAUGACAGUUGAAAUGGAAUCUACAACUGUCUAA
Molecule: messenger RNA, 1185 nt
Organism: Sycon ciliatum
Lineage: Eukaryota; Metazoa; Porifera; Calcarea; Leucosolenida; Sycettidae
Exons: 1
Coding region: 1-1185 (394 amino acids)
Biological process (GO): regulation of autophagy; autophagosome assembly; peptidyl-serine phosphorylation
Cellular component (GO): autophagosome; membrane; cytosol
Molecular function (GO): ATP binding; protein serine/threonine kinase activity
Source: RefSeq, a predicted model, not a curated record